AUGGCUGUUGGAAAGAAUAAACGUCUUUCGAAAGGAAAGAAAGGCUUGAAGAAAAGAACCCAAGACCCUUUCACUCGAAAAGACUGGUAUUCAGUCAAAGCCCCGUCCACCUUCAACACGAGAGAUGUCGGGAAGACCUUGGUGAACCGCACAACCGGUCUCAAGUCUGCCAACGACGCCCUCAAGGGUCGAAUUUUCGAAGUUUCCCUUGCCGACCUCCAGAACGACGAAGACCAUGCCUUCCGUAAGGUCAAGCUCCGAGUCGAUGAAGUCCAGGGCAAGAACUGCUUGACCAACUUCCACGGUCUCGAUUUCACUUCUGACAAACUCCGCUCUUUGGUACGAAAGUGGCAAACUCUGAUCGAAGCCAACGUUACCGUCAAGACCACUGACGACUAUCUCCUGCGACUGUUCGCCAUUGCCUUCACCAAGCGUCGACCCAACCAAAUCAAGAAGACCACAUACGCCGCCUCAUCGCAAAUUCGUGCCAUCCGCAAGAAGAUGACCGAGAUCAUCCAACGCGAGGCCACCAGCGUCACUCUCGCCCAACUCACCGGCAAACUCAUCCCUGAGGUCAUCGGCCGCGAGAUCGAGAAGAGCACGCAAGGCAUCUACCCUCUCCAGAACGUUCACAUCCGAAAGGUCAAGCUACUGAAGGCACCCAAAUUCGAUCUUGGUGCUCUGCUCGGUCUGCACGGAGAGAGCUCGCAGGACGACUCUGGCCAAAAGGUCGACCGCGAGUUCAAGGAGCAUGCGCCUUUGGAGAGCGUCUAG
This is a messenger RNA of Exophiala aquamarina CBS 119918, 774 nucleotides long. RefSeq names its product 40S ribosomal protein S1. Gene Ontology annotation, biological process: translation. Gene Ontology annotation, molecular function: structural constituent of ribosome. Gene Ontology annotation, cellular component: cytosol; ribosome. Bases 1 to 774 code for a protein of 257 amino acids. The record is from RefSeq and is a predicted model, not a curated record. The transcript has 3 exons. Lineage: Eukaryota; Fungi; Ascomycota; Eurotiomycetes; Chaetothyriales; Herpotrichiellaceae.